Aspergillus luchuensis is the source of this 2112-nucleotide messenger RNA. It is a transcript of the gene CAS91, whose product is annotated as maltose acetyltransferase. The record is from RefSeq and is a predicted model, not a curated record. Gene Ontology annotation, molecular function: acetyltransferase activity; zinc ion binding; DNA-binding transcription factor activity, RNA polymerase II-specific. The transcript is spliced from 2 exons. Bases 1 to 2112 code for a protein of 703 amino acids. Gene Ontology annotation, biological process: regulation of DNA-templated transcription. Lineage: Eukaryota; Fungi; Ascomycota; Eurotiomycetes; Eurotiales; Aspergillaceae.
AUGGCAACAGUGGCUUCUACAUCGGUAAUGAAUGAUCAAGACACCGAAAAAGCGCCCAGGGCGGACCAUAGCCCUUCUCGAUUUACUGCAGUGAACGGAAAAGAGCCCUCGGUUACUGCGGGAUCUGUGCCCACACCGGCUGUAACCGAUUGCGCCGUUGAAUCCUCCGAUGUCAUCGUACGAAAUGGUUUAGAUGCGCAAUCUCGCCUCGACGAACAAAUACAGGGGAAUGGGAACGCUGAGAGUGGCAACAGUGCUAAUGAACCAGAAGAGCCUCAUUCUCAGCGGUCACCUUCCCUGAGUGGCUCGUCGGGCCCCAGCAAAAGCAAACGGAAAAGGUCGGAAUCUGGGGAACAAGAAGAAAGCCAUGGUAUGCUUCGCAGGGCUCCGAAAAGCCCGGUUAUACGUUCGGAUGAUACGAGCCAACCCCCCACUCAGACAUCUACGUCGAACGACACCGGCAUGUCCCAUGGUGAAAGCGAAACCAAGCACCCAUCCCCUUCUACUCAGCCUCGAUUAGAGGAACAUGGGGGUGAUACUCGGACGCCACCCGCAAAUACAACAUGGCAUGAUUAUGAUUCCCAGCUGGUACAUCAAGCCCAGCGUGCACAACAGUUUGACGCAUCCGAUGCUCAAUUGGCUGAGGCACUUCAGCGCGAGGCCAAUGGCCAUGAUACGUCUCAAAAGAAUUGGGGGGUUACAAGCGGUCGUCCAACGGAAGGGCCAGCACAGAGUGAGCAGCCAUCCUCACUAUCUGUACUUCCUCAGGAGCGGCCCCAGACAGCCGUACAAGUUGCACCCAAGAGAAAACGCGUGUUUAGUAACCGAACCAAAACAGGCUGCAUGACUUGUCGGAGGAGGAAAAAGAAGUGCGAUGAACAACAUCCUGCCUGCAACAACUGUAUCAGGGGGGGCUUUUUGUGUGAGGGCUAUUCUUCCCGAAGCACCUGGCAAAAGCCGUCGAAUUCGAAAACUCCAGUUCCUCUGCAAUCCAAGGAAGGCUAUUUGGAUGUCAAUUCUCAGUAUGUCCACGAUAUAAGUCAGCAUGACCGGCAACAAACCUUGCCGGAACAACUUGAUCCAGGGAAAAUCAGGCCUAUUGUUGUAGACGAAAGCGACCGGGCAACUGCCUCGUUCAAUACUAGUCCCACAGGAACUAAUUCCGGUCGCGGUCCAUGGACGAAACGCAGCUGGGGAAGCACAGGCCACCCUUCCUAUAUCUCCGAUCAUGUGGCAAAGCCUGAUUACCGCGAGGUCCCCUCGAUUCAUGAGUUAUCCCGGGAAGGCCCUGCUAAGUCUGAUUUCCCAAUCGUUCCUCCUAUCAGAGAGCUUUCUCAUGGAGGUCAUUCCAAACCCGGGGCAGUCCCGCUCUUCCAAGGAGGGAUAGAUCAACGAUCAGCACAUUCAGGGAACGUGGACACUAAUAGCCCCCAGGCUCAGGCGCGGAUGGCACUAAGCAUCGAACAUCAGUUAUCUACUCGUACAUUAUCGACCGAGGACACCGAAAAAGAUAAGAUGAUACGUGGUGACCUCUACCGACCUUAUGAUGUUCACCUCGUGGAAGAAAGGGAUCGCUGCAAGGCCGCCUUAUGGCGGUUCAAUAACGCCUGUAACCCUAUUUCGGGGUUAAGCACUAAGGAGCAAAGUCGGUUGCUGAAGGAAGUGCUUGUUCCUCCAGGCUCAGCUAUCAACUCACCUCCUGGUCUGACUUCAUCUCGUUCGACAGGGUCGUUAGGGCAAGGUGCUAUAGUUGAAGCACCUUUCUACUGUCACUAUGGGUACAACGUGCAUAUCGGUGAAGAUGUCAUGGUCUCAGAAAACUGCUUGUUUGUUGAUGACUGUCCUGUAACCAUUGGUGCCCAUACCUGGAUAGGUCCCCGGGUUACCAUACUUACAUCAAUGGCCCAUGCUAAUAUGCAAGAACGCAAAGGCUCACAAAGUCGAUAUCAGGGGCGCCCUGUUACAAUCGAGGAAGAUUGCUACGUUGGGGCUGGCUGUACGAUCUAUCCUGGUGUUCGACUACGACGCGGGGCGUAUGUCGCUCCUGGAGAGGUAGUAAAGUCAGACAUCGUAGCCUAUGGUUUUCAGGGACUAAAGCCAAGCUAUAUGUGA